Camponotus floridanus (Florida carpenter ant) is the source of this 4744-nucleotide messenger RNA. Its product is annotated as ubiquitin carboxyl-terminal hydrolase 8. The record is from RefSeq and is a predicted model, not a curated record. Gene Ontology annotation, molecular function: cysteine-type deubiquitinase activity. Bases 402 to 3440 code for a protein of 1012 amino acids. The transcript has 11 exons. Lineage: Eukaryota; Metazoa; Arthropoda; Insecta; Hymenoptera; Formicidae. Gene Ontology annotation, biological process: protein deubiquitination.
AUCGUUGGUCGUUAUCAGUGACCUGACGGUGAAUUAACCUCAGUGCGGCUGGCAUCUACAAUUCAUGGAGAGAUAUUUUAAGUCGCGCCGUGCAUUUACUCUGGUUCGAAGCACAAAUCUACAUCGCAUCGCGUAGAGAGGAAAAUUUGACUGUUACUCUGUGACGUUGUGGUUUCCUCGGUAACGUGACAGCGAUACAUGGUCGUUGACAAAACUGUCAACGUCUUCGAGUAUCUUUCAGUAUGCGGCCGUUUCCACGAAUUACUAUGACCUGUAUGUGGUCCUAAUUAGAUUAAGCAAUUAAUACUUGUUUAUCAUUUGAUUGACAACAGUGCAAACUACUGUCGUUCAAACUGUCACUGAGAAGAUUGUCACCAUCUCAAUCUUGUGCUGAAAACUAAAUGAGAUCGAGCAAAAUGUCUGACGCAGUGAAUUUACAUAAAAUCAAUUACGAAUCAAUAAAUGAUCUCGCAGAAAAAGCCAAGAUCAAUUUUAAUGGAAAGGAACCACAUAAUAUAUAUUCAAGACUUCCUGCUAUGCGACAGAAGUCUGAAGCAGCGAGGAAGCAGGGAGACGAUGAGACUGCGUACAUUUUUUUAAAAAGAUGGUUGAAUUCAGUCGAAUGGAUAAAAAAAACUCGGGAUUAUAAGGCUGGUAAAUCAAUCUAUUCCACGAAUAUGACCAUUGAUCAGAUAAAUGAAGUGAAAAACAUACUUGCAGACUUGAAACAAAAAUUAGAGAUACGCUAUGAGCAUAAUUCCAAAAAGCAUAGCAAUACAAUAGAAAAAAUGGAAGUUGAAACAGAUGGGAUAGAAGUAACAGAGAUAUAUGCACCAAACAAUGACAUAGGCUUGAAAUUACCAGAAACACCAACUGAUGAUCCUUUAUAUGGUGAUAGUGAUAAAUUUAUAUCAUGCAAUCAAUUAUAUAAUUUGUUACAAAAAUGUACCAGAUAUUUGAUCAUUGAUACUAGGCAAAAGAUUAAUUAUGACAAAUCUAGAAUAUUUUCUGAUAAAUUCCAAAUUAAAUGCAUUAAUAUUCCACAAUCUGAAAUUAAAACAGGAAUGCUGGGUUACAAGUUUAAGAAAUAUCUUUUAACAUAUGAAGAUAAGCAUUCGUAUGAUUUAUAUAAUUGUCGAGCAGAACGUUAUGUGGACGUUAUAAUCUUGCUAGAUUGGAAUACUACACAAGAGUCUCUGACAACCACUACUCAUGUACAUAUAUUAAAGGAUAUUUUAGAAAAUUGGGAUCCUGGUACAAAGUAUAACAAGAUUAAAAUUCUAAAUGGAGGAUAUCAAGAAUGGCUACAAAGAUAUCCGGCAUUCACGACAAAUCCUAAUGUAGAUAAUCAAGUUAUCAAAUCUGAAAACAUAGAGAACGAAAUUUUAGAGGCAAUCGAAUAUCCGGAAUGGGUAAACGAGAACGAAGUCGAGAUUACGAAGAGCAAGUUAAAUAAUACAAAAGCCUUUAACAUCAAUGUUGACGAGGAGAUGGAUAAAGGUGAUAACAAGUCAGUAAUAUUCAAACAUGCCAGGUCGAGCAGUAAUGAUGUCACUUCUUCAGUCAAACCCAAAAGUUUUACUAGUCAAAUAACGAUAUCAAUCGACAGUAAACGACCGUCUUCGAGAAUCGGUAAUAAUGUGCAUGCGCAAUUAGAGAGUCCAGAUGCAUUAGUUCCUCAACAGAAGAUACCACCGAAUAAAGCACCACAAAAUGAGAUAAACGCGAAGCCAAUCAUCGAUCGCAGCAGUAAACCAGCGGCCUUGACGAACGAUUCACGAUGUAAAGAUAUAUUAAAAUUAAAGAAAGAGCUAACCGAACUGGCGAGAUCAAAGUUGAAACUGACCGAGGAGUUGUUGAGUCACGAAUGUGCGCUCUAUUCGCAGCAUGAUAAAUAUAGUGCCAAUGAUGAAAAAUAUUUACGCGAUGAGAUAAAAUCCUUAAAUGAUAAAGUAGAAGCCAUGCACAAAAUGUAUCUUGAAGUUGAAAAUGAGUUUAAUAUGUAUAUGAAAGAUGCACAUAUGAUAAAAUUUAAUUCCAAUGAUGAAAAAGAGAAGAAUAAUCUUGAACUCAAUCUGUCUCUUUUGAAAAAUCAAAUCAAAGAAAUUGAAAGCAAACGAAAAAAACUGUAUGAAGAUUUGGAAAGGAAGCAAAAAGAAAAAACAAUGAAGCAAAAUGAUAGUGACAUUCAUAAGGAGCCUUUGAAAACGGAUGGUUCAUCCAUUAACACCGGCUUAGAGCGCUCUUAUUCAAGUCCAAAUUUACUACAAUUGGGAGAUCGUAAAGCACCUCAGGUAGAUAGAACUUCUAAGCCCUAUAUAUCGCCUCGCAAACAGAAUGGAUCUAUUGGAAAUGAAAACGUCAAAGUGUCUCCUCUUAGUUGGGGAAAUCGGGAGGAACGAAUGACUCCUAUUCACGGCAGUGUUCAUCCGGGCAUAACCGGCCUGAAGAACUUGGGCAAUUCUUGUUAUAUGAACAGUAUCAUUCAAUGUCUGAGUAACACGACAAAUUUGGCAAAAUAUUUCACCGACAACUCAUACGCCGACGAUCUCAAUACAACUAACGAUAAUAUGACACGAAGCCAAGUCGUGGAGGAAGUAGCUCAAGUAAUUAAAGUACUAUGGAGAGGCCACUAUAAAAGUAUAUCCCCUCAUGAUUUAAAGGUUGCAGUAGGACAACAUAAACUGCAGUUUGAAAAUUAUGAACAACAAGAUUCUCACGAGUUUCUCACGUUUCUCUUAGACUGGAUGCACAAUGAUCUUAAAAAGGAAGCGAAAAUGCCAAUUGAAAUGACCAACGCGGAAAAAGAAUGGGACAAGGCAAUGAAUUCUCAAAGAUCUAUAAUAUCAGAUUUAUUUUUUGGACAAUUAAGAUCUACCAUUACAUGUUCAUUUUGCAAGCAAGCGAGUACUACAUAUGAGACAUUUAAUAGUUUAACCAUGUCUCUAUCUCAAUCCAAUCGAUGUACUUUAAAUGAUUGCAUGGAGAAAUUUGUGACGGGACAAAAGGUGAGCGGAUGGAAAUGUCCGAAGUGUCAGACACCCCGCGACGCAACAAAAAAAUUUGAUUUCGUCAAGCUUGCGCCCAUCGUUGUAAUUCAUUUGAACCGGUUCGCCGACACUGGCGGAUGGUUAGAGAAACGCAAUACUGCAGUUGAUUUUCCACUCACGGGAUUCAAUUUAAAGCCUUAUCUCGUUGUGGAAAAUACGAAGGCGAUGAAUAAUAUUCGCAAUUAUAAUUAUAAUCUUUAUGCAAUGUCCAAUCAUUAUGGAACGAUGGAAGGCGGUCAUUACACAGCGUUUUGUAAAAAUGCUACUUACAACAAAUGGUACAAGUAUGAUGAUCAAACUGUCACGGAAGUGUCGCCGAAUCAAGUAAAGUCUCAAAACACGAGUGCCUAUUUAUUAUUCUAUACCUCGUUUUCGGAUACAAUCAUGUAGUAUGAAGAUAUGCCCACAGACGAGAUUAACACUCGAUUAUGAUUAAAGUUUUAUUAAUUUUAAUGUAAUGCUGUAUAAUCUUUCUCUUACGUAUAAUAUUGCGCUAAAUUUUUGUUUUAUUACUAUGAGGAAGAUUACACAGCAAUAAUUCUUGAUGCUCUGUAGAUAUGAAACAGUAUAUUUUUUAUGAUAAAUCCUAUGCGUGAGCAAAAAAAACGUAUAGGCGCUGUGACGAUAUUGAAAGCUUUUUGUCGGUGCUGGCAUUCAUUAAGAAUAUGUAUGUAAUCUAUGUAAAUACAUAGAACGGUGGCAAUUCCUUUCUGUAUUUCCAUUGCAGUCUUUCGCCUUAAAAAAAAAGUAAAAUAUAGUUCGAGAAUAUUUUAAUACGCGUAUGUGUGUAUAACUUCGUAUAAUUAUAUCUAGAUAUACAUAUAUAUAUAUAUAUUAGUCAAAUUUCAUUCGAUUCAAAUAUAGAUUAUCUUUAUUAGCAUCAUCUCGUAUGUAUUAAUAAUAUAUAGUUCUCGUAUGUAUUAUUAAUAUAUAGUUGAGUUUUUCAGUUGAUUAUUUUGUUUUUGUUUGCUCUUAUGUCAAAACAAAGCGGUGACAGUUUUUUGCCUUAUCGAGUUUAGGUAAAAUUUUCACAGACAAGAAAUUUAUUUGAGGUAAAAUUUAUCAUUUUUUAUUUAUUUUAUAUGAACGGUAUCGACGAUCAUGAAAAAUGGUAACUGAUAUAAAUCAUAUACAUACAUGUGUUUAUAUGUAUUUAUACAUAUAUGUAAUUUAGGCCGAUUGGCAUUAACUGCCUUUUUUGCUGUGCUGUCAGUAUUGCAAUGCGACCAUUUUGUACUUGAAACGCUUUAUUGGAAGUUAAAAAUUAAGUUUAGAAAUUUAAUUAUAAUUAAGUUUCUUAAUGGCUACAUAACAGGAGAGAGAAAGAAUUUUAUUUUAAAGUAUAAAUAAAUAAUAUCUCGUUAUGUAUAAGUCAUUGUAAACUCACUAUGAAUGGCUCAGAAUAGCCCAAAGAAAUUGUUUGGUGAUUAAUUAGACAUCAUAUCUGGAAUAUCUGGAAUAUUAUUUCAGUGGAAUAUGUAUAUAUAGUGAGAUUCGCGCGAAAAUUUUAUAAAUCUAGCUCUUAAAUAGCACUUAUAAAGGUUAAAUUGAAAGAGUUUAUCCCAAAACUCACUAGUUCAGCGUGCAAUUCGCGCUAUUGCCAUAUACAAUUAUACUUUAUCUACGAGAUACGUAAUAUACAUUUAAGGCCAUAAUGUUGUCGGAAGUAUCAAUAACAUCAACUGCAACUAUAA